Messenger RNA from Thamnophis sirtalis, 2065 nucleotides. NCBI's taxonomy places the organism in Eukaryota, Metazoa, Chordata, Lepidosauria, Squamata, Natricidae. The record is from RefSeq and is a predicted model, not a curated record.
GUUUCUUCACAAGGUUAUCUGUAGCUUCAGGUUGUGGCCAAGCAGAUAAAGCUGCUAUCUGAACAACCUUGGCGUUUUUGUGGGUUAGUGAUGGCGGCGGCCAGCUGCACUGCAUUGAGAAUCGUUGAACCUCGGACACAUUUCCACGGGUUUCCAAGCACGCUUUCAUCAACUUCUCCUUUUUAAUAGCCUCCAAGGCAAGAGACUCGAGAUUCCGCCCGGUCUUUCCCGCCGGCAAUUUCGAAGCAGCAGGAUGGAAUUGAAUUGAGAAAGCAUGCUGACUAACAAGCCAGAAUUUGUAACUUCAAAAUCGUGAUUUGUGUAGCCUGCCCUGGGAGUUUGAGCUGCAGAAUCUUUCUAAGGGACUCCAGAAGUGUUUAAACAGCCAUGGCACUCUUCACUCCAUGGAAAUUGUCCUCUCAGAAACUUGGCUUCUUUCUGGUGACUUUUGGCUUUAUUUGGGGAAUGAUGCUCCUGCAUUUUACUAUUCAACAGAAGACUCAGCAUGAAAGCAGUUCAGUGCUUCGUGAACAAAUACUGGAUCUCAGUAAAAGAUACAUAAAAGCACUAGCAGAAGAAAAUAGAAAUAUAGUGGAUGGACCUUAUGUUGGGACAAUGACUGCAUAUGAUUUGAAGAAAACUCUUGCGGUCUUACUGGAUAAUAUAUUGCAGCGUAUUGGGAAGCUUGAGUCUAAGGUUGAGAACCUUGUAAUCAAUGGCACAGGUGCAAAUUCUACAAACAGUACCACCACUGCAAUUCCUAGUUUGGGGACAGCUGAAAAGCUGAAUGUUGCAGAUCUCAUUAAUGGAGCCCAGGAACAGUGUGAAUUGCCUCCUAUGGAUGGUUUUCCUCACUGUGAGGGCAAAAUAAAAUGGAUGAAAGAUAUGUGGAGAUCUGAUCCUUGUUAUGCAAGUUACGGUGUUGAUGGGUCCACAUGCUCAUUCUUUAUUUACCUCAGUGAGGUCCUUGUUCAUCUGGGACUCCUCACAAAAGAAUCUGGAUUCAAGAUUGCAGAAAAUGCCUUCAGUGGUGGCCCACUUGGGGAACUAGUCCAGUGGAGUGAUUUAAUUACAUCUCUCUAUUUACUGGGCCAUGACAUAAGGAUUUCGGCUUCUCUGGCAGAACUCAAGGAGAUUAUGAAGAAGGUAGUUGGUAACAGAUCUGGGUGUCCUACACAGGGGGAUAAAGUGGUGGAGCUUAUUUAUAUCGACAUUGUGGGACUCACUCAGUUUAAGAAAACUCUUGGGCCAUCCUGGGUUCAUUAUCACUCACACUCCAGAUAACAGUUUUCUUGGAUUUGUUGUGGAACAGUAUCUGAAUUCCAGCGAUAUCAAACACUUCAAUGUCAUUAAAAGGCAGGAUCAAUCACUUGUUUAUGGGAAAGUUGAUAACUUCUGGAAGGUGAGUGGCCAGGUUAAGCAAAUUUGUUUCAGUUGAGCAUAACACAAAGUUGAAAACUUUUUAUUUGAUGAUACUUUUUAAGACCUUUACUGUAUGUCCAAACUGGCUCUCAAAAUAUAUAUUAUUUUUUAUUUAUUUACUUAUGGUCCAAAACCAAAUCACAGAAUUUAAAAGUAUUAAUAGAUGCAUAAGUAAGUUUAUGUAGUACAUACAUAUAUAAAAAGAGGAGUCAUACAUUUACAGUUGUUUUUAUCUAAAAGAUUUAGAUACUAUGUCACAUUAUGCUUUGAAAAUAGUUAAAUCUCCUUUUAUUUAUUUGUUUCUUUCUUUCUUUGUAAAGACUGACCAUUGGCUCUAGCGCAUAUAUGUCCAUCUAUCAGUGUCCUGUCUGUUUAGCAGUUUCUCCCCAAAUGUCAUCUAAAUUUUCCCUAUUACAUUUUGUGAAAAUGUAUUAGAUAGUUUAAUCAGCUCAGUAUUCUAUAGAGUAUAUCUGUUGAUUUUGCUAAUGUAGUUGCUAGAAUUAAUAAAGUACAAAAUAAUCUUUGUUAAUAUAUUACAGUAAGUCUUAAUUAUUUUAUUGCUAGAUGUUUUAAAAUUAUUAGUUUUUCCUUCCCCAAAUCAAUCUAUCCUAUUUCUGUAAUAAAGAAGAAAGCAUAUAAAAUU